UACUGCGUUCCAAGGUAACUUCCUCCUCCUCCAAUCCUGGCUUUUUGCCUUCGAAAACGCCGCCGCCGGGGUGCGAGUUGUGAAGCCCAGACAGCGUAACAAAAAUGCGUCUUCGAUUUUACUCUCUCCUAAAAAUGAGUACGGAGUGAGUUUGUCACUUUAACAAUUAUUAUAUUUGGCUUCUUUUUUCUCUCUGCCGAGCGAAAGACGGGCGUCAAUGUUGGCGUCAUGUAGCCUCUGCUUUUCAGACUUUGGAAAACAAAUCGGGUAUUGUCGGUGAAUUCUCGGGAGAUGGCAGAAUAGUUCGACCUGCGCCGGUUACCUAGCCCUCACAGCACUUUGAAGAAAAAAAAAUACCCCGCGAGGUCUACAAUGACGAGUGUGGACAUGUUUCUGUUAGUUGUGAUCACACUGGUCCUCCCCUGUUCAAGCUUAGAAGGUGAGGGCAGUGUGAGAAAUGAAUGUUUAUGUGACGGAUCAUCCUGCAGCAGUGGGGACCGAUGCUUUGGCCAGGAGUGCUUCAGCUCUCUCGCGGUGAUAAACGGGACAUCGGUCAUUCAUAAAGGCUGCAUUUUGGGGGACGAAGACCGAUCCUUGAGCUGCAGAUCCACACCAACUCCUCAGCUGGUGGUGAAGUGCUGCUAUGGGCAUUUGUGUAAUAUGAACAUCUCCCUUAACUUCCCACUAAAAGAUGUACAACUGUCUGCUGGCAGACCAGUCCUCAGAGACCAAGAGUGUGUAUGCGAGGGCGGUGUGUGUGAACAUGGCCAUCGCUGCACAGGCCAGCACUGUUUCUCCGCUCUGAAGAUGAUUGAUGGGGCAGCCGUCCAACAGAAGGGCUGCCUGAGGGACGACGAGGAGGGCAAAGCCACCUGUGCCAUGCCACCCUCAUCGGCCCAUGUUGUCAAGUGCUGCCAGGGCCAUCUGUGUAACAUGAACGUCACUGUGCAAGCCCCAGGGAAAGGUACAGUAGUCCAGAGUAAGUCCCUGAGCAAAGAGGAGCAUGAGUGCGUGUGCGAGGGUGGUUCAUGUGGAACACAGGAUCGCUGCUUGGGCUACCAGUGUUUCUCAUCUCUGACAGUCAGCGGCGGCAUUAUAAUGUCCCAAAAAGGCUGCUUUAAGGUCUUAGAACAGAGCACGAUGACCUGCAAGACCCCGCCUUCCACAGACCAGAUAGUCGACUGCUGCCAGGGACACCUGUGUAAUAUGAACAUAACUGUGGAGCUCCCUGUCAAAGCUGAUGAGCAAUCCAGCUACAGUGUGACCACACUAGCUGUUGUCAUCGUGGCACCCAUCAUUGUCCUCAUCAUCCUCUCUGCUGUCGCGAUCCUGGUGUUCAGACGGAUCCACCACAACCAAAUGGAGAGGCUAACCUCCCGAGAUGCUGAAUAUGGAACUAUUGAUGGCCUUAUAGCUUCUAAUGUGGGCGAGAGCACUCUAGCGGAUUUGCUAGAUCAUUCCUGCACUUCAGGAAGUGGCUCAGGACUCCCUUUCCUUGUUCAGAGAACUGUUGCACGACAAAUCACACUAAAUGAGUGUGUGGGCAAGGGCCGUUAUGGUGAAGUGUGGAGGGGCCAGUGGCAGGGAGAGAAUGUCGCAGUUAAAAUUUUCUCCUCUCGAGAUGAAAAGUCUUGGUUCAGAGAGACUGAAAUCUACAACACUGUGCUGCUGAGACAUGAAAACAUCUUGGGCUUCAUCGGUUCAGACAUGACCUCAAGGAACUCCAGCACCCAGCUGUGGCUCAUCACUCACUUUCACGAGAUGGGCUCCUUGUACGAUUACCUUCAGCUCAACACCCUCGACGCAACCAGCUGCCUCCGGAUGGCGCUCUCCAUUGCGAGCGGUCUGGCGCAUUUACAUGUCGAGAUCUUUGGCACUCAUGGCAAGCCAGCUAUUGCCCACCGAGACCUGAAGAGCAAAAACAUAUUGGUGAAAAAGAACGGACAGUGCAGCAUUGCUGAUCUCGGUCUGGCUGUCAUGCAUUUUCAAGACACAAACGAGUUAGACGUGGGGAACAACCCUAAAGUUGGAACAAAGCGCUACAUGGCCCCUGAAGUACUCGAUGACUCCAUCCAGAUGGAUUGCUUUGAGUCCUACAAGAGAGUGGACAUUUGGGCCCUGGGCCUCGUCCUGUGGGAGAUCGCCAGGAGGACAGUCAGUAAUGGAAUUGUAGAAGAUUACAAGCCCCCUUUUCAUGACGUGGUCCCAAAUGAUCCGAGCUUUGAAGAUAUGAGGAAGGUUGUGUGUGUGGAUCAGCAGAGACCCAACAUCCCAAACAGAUGGUUUUCAGACCCAACUUUAACCUCCAUGGCUAAACUCAUGAAGGAAUGCUGGUACCAGAAUCCGUCAGCCAGAUUAACGGCGCUGCGCAUCAAAAAGACUCUCACAAAGAUCGACAACUCUCUGGAUAAAAUAAAAACAGACAUUUGAGCCUUCCCCGAGAAGACGAAGCAGGCAUGUACUGAGGGCCACUGAAGAUGUCCGGAGGAUGGACCACCUUAGAGAAAAAUCUCAAAAGAUAAAUGACUCAAUAAUUUCAGUGCCCUUAUAGUGGCACAGACUUAUAUUUAUUUUUAAAACAUUUGAGGGACAUAUUUUGGCAUCCAAAGAUGGCUUACCAGGCAUUUCUGAGACUGCCGAUGGUCUUAGAAAUGGGAAAAUAUCUAUUUCAACUUUUAUCAUAGGAGCUCGACUAUUAGAAAUGUUCUUCAAGGAAGAAACGUACCAGGGCAUUUGAGUAGGGUUGCUUGUUUUUAGAAGAGCAGAUUUUGUUUGAAAAAAUUUUUUAGCUUGGAAAAUGUCUGAACGCGGUCAUUUCUUUAUCUCUUUAAUUGUACUGCGUUGUUCUUUUGCAUUGCGGUCGAUCCAUUUGGAAAAGAUGUCAACUCGCCGGUUGAACUUGCCUAGUCAGUCAGCAAACUUUGUAACACAGUGAACAUGUCGAGGUGUGUUAUGUCUCACUUUGUGUCCAGUACCACCGUUUACAGUGCUGUCAGAACAAGUUUCUUGGGAUUUUGCUCAGUUCUGUAACAUUUAGUUGUACAGUCAAGUCAGUGGCACCAUCCUUUUCCUGAUAUCGUCCAACUACAAGGUACUCUGUUGCAAACCUUCUGUAUAUCAUCAUUAACUUUACAUUGAAUUAUUUUUAUCUUGUUUUGCUUCUUCAGCUUUACAGAGACAUAUGCUAAAAGAACAAAUACAAUAUCUGCUAGAUGAUGCUGAACUGUAUUCCUCCAGAGGCCUGUAAGUAAGCCUGUAAAGCCUGUAUAUUGUCUUAACGCGUGCAUUGUCGUCUUAAUGCGUGCAUUGUCAAAGUAACUGAAGUCAAACUUCAGCGUUUUUUAAUUUCUUUAACAUUUUAUAUCAAUUAGUUAUUUCUAUUAAUUAAAAUGGGGAAAAAAAGAAGUAAAUUA
Molecule: messenger RNA, 3413 nt
Organism: Neolamprologus brichardi
Lineage: Eukaryota; Metazoa; Chordata; Actinopteri; Cichliformes; Cichlidae
Product: activin receptor type-1-like
Biological process (GO): heart development; protein phosphorylation; transforming growth factor beta receptor signaling pathway
Cellular component (GO): plasma membrane; BMP receptor complex
Molecular function (GO): ATP binding; transmembrane receptor protein serine/threonine kinase activity
Source: RefSeq, a predicted model, not a curated record